AUGCGGAUGCUGCUGUCGGACUACAUCCGCCUGGUCAACGUGCACACCGAGCACAUCCUCUACGAUGAGAAGGACCUGAACCGGUGCAUCGACAAGAUCGAGCUCGUGGACUUCCACCAGGUCCUGGAGCACGAGGGCAUCAAGUUCUGGUGUUACAACGCCGGGCACGUUCUCGGUGCGGCCAUGUUCAUGAUCGAGAUUGCGGGGGUGCACGUGCUGUACACCGGAGACUACAGCAUGGAGGCCGACAGGCACCUCAUGGCGGCUGAGAUGCCCAGCACCUCUCCGGACGUGCUGAUCGUCGAGUCCACCUACGGAGUGCAGGUGCACGAGCCGCGAAAAGAGCGAGAAUCGCGUUUCGUGGGCACGGUGUCCAAGGCGGUCAAGAAGGGAGGGAGGUGCCUCAUCCCCGUCUUCGCGCUGGGGCGUGCUCAAGAGCUCCUGCUCAUCCUGGAUGAGUACUGGCAGCAACACCGCGAGCUGCACCACAUCCCUAUCUACUACGCCUCGCGACUGGCAUCCAAGACGUACAUCAACAUGAUGAACGAGCACAUCCGGCAGCAGAUGGAUGUGGCCAACCCCUUCAAGUUUCAGCACAUCACCAACCUCAAGAGCAUCGACCAGUUCGAUGACUCGGGACCGUCGGUUGUGAUGGCGUCGCCGGGGAUGCUCCAGAGCGGGGUUUCCAGGAUGCUGUUCGACCGCUGGUGCACCGACGACAAGAACAGCGUCCUCAUCCCCGGCUACUCCGUGGAGGGCACGCUGGCCAAGAAGCUCCUGUCGAUGCCCGACGAGGUUCAGGGGAUGGACGGAAGGGUGCGGCAGCGGAGGUGCGAGGUGGAGUACAUCUCGUUUUCCGCACACGUGGACUUCGUCCAGAACAAGGGCUUCAUCGAAGGGGUGCAGCCGGCCAACGUUAUCCUGGUGCACGGGGAAGAGACGGGCAUGCUGAGGCUCAAGACCGAGCUCGAGAAGCAGUUCGCCAUGGUGCCCCAGGACGAGCGACCCCUUGUCUUCAACCCCAAGAACUGCGCCGAGGUUAAGAUCGAGUUUCACCGGGAGACUGUGGCCAAGGCGGUCGGCUCUCUCGCUCGCGACCUGGGCGGCCGCGGGAAGGGUAGCAAGGGUGUCAGCAGGCGGGCGGCGGCCGCGCGACGGCGAGGCGAGGCGUUUGACGUGCAGGGGCUGCUGGUGAACGAGCGCUUCACCAAGAGGCUAAUGUCUGCGGACGAGCUGGACGAGUACACACUGCUCAAGGUUGGCGGAAUCCGGCAGCGGCUAUCGGUGCCGUACUUCUCCUCCGCCGAGGCCCUCCGAGCUUUCGUGAGGGAGGUGUUCGCCGACGACAGCAUCAAGCAGGAGGAGGGGACCUUCGGCACCAGGCUCGUCGUUCACGGGGCUGUGGCAGCGACUCUGCCGCCUCCCAGCGCUAAGGACAGGACCAAGCUUCUUCUGGAGUGGGAUGCCAGCCCCGUCAACGACAUGCUCGCGGACUCGAUGGUGGCGCUCGCGACCCAGGCGCAAACCAGGGAAGAAGGUGCGCGUGUCAAGGCUACAGGAGGCAUGGGUGUAGAUGAAGGAGGUGUUGCUGCGACGUUGUCCUCGAAGGUGAAGACUGAGGUGGGAGAGGAAGGAGGCCCACCAGCGUUGGGAGGGAGAGGGACUGGUGUCGCUGGUGCCAGAGCAGUCAAGACGGAAAGUUCGUCGGCGGCGGGGGAGGGAGCGGCGGCAGGGGAUCGAGAGAGGACCAAAUCACCGUCAGGCAGUGUUGCUGGCCGGGCGGGAGACGAAGCCAGAGCCUCUGCUUCGGUUCAUACGGCAAAACCUACCGCGGCGGCACCUCGCCGCGGCGAUGGUGCUGCCGGAGAAGACCAGGAGGGCAGCGACUGGUCGUCGAUGCUCGCGGCAGCGCUGCUGCUAAUACGCCAUGCGAUGCAAGACACUUUCGGGAAGGGGGCGGUAACCGUGACUUCGAAGCACAAGAAGAAGCCGGCACCGCCGCCGGCCGCGGCCGGGAAGCAGGCUUCGCCCGACAAGCCGUUGUCGGCGGAAAUAAAGAUCGACACGGAUGGUGCAGUCGCUCGGUUGCAAGUGUACGUGGUACCGCCUGCGAGCACCGCCGUGUCCGGGUCCGGGGAGAGCGGAGGCGGAGGGUCGGCUGGGUGGCGAUGCGAGGUGGUGGAGUGCACGAGAGAUUCCCUUGGGAGCCAGAUCUCGAUGCUCGUCGAACGGCUAAGGGCGGCUGUUUCGAGGAGCUGAGCCGAUUGGUUACAAGGGCGUAACCAGUUAGUCGGGUGGAUGCUUGGCGGCACGAGGACGGCGCGCGCAGUUGUUGGAUGCGUUUGGCGAUAGUCCGGUUUGUUGCGCUGGUUGUUGUUGGCUUGCAGGGAGAGAAAUGCAUUCUGCGAGUGUUGUUGAUUAUCCGGCAGGUGUGCCUUACAUGCGACACUACGAGCCUGGCCCGGCUUAUAUUAACGGCACUGCUGCAGCCCUGUUCUUUAGGCAGCUUUGAUGCGUUGUGCACGUCGCAGAAGAGGCCGGCACGCGGGAUAUACGCUGAAAGAGGGACGGUCUUGCUGAGCAACGGUGUCGUUCUUACUUGUUCGUGCGUUCUCGCCAUGGGUGUUGAAAAGGUAGCUUUCUUCCUGGUAGUGACCGUUCAUGCUGAUCAAGAGUCUGCCAUGGAAACGACGUAACGGGGUUGCAGUCGGAAGACUGACUGUACAGAACCUGGUGUCAUAAUGGAAUAUUAGGUCUGAGAAUUUCGGCAACAGAAACUGAACCCCUACUGUAAACGGGGCUUCAGAACAUUUGCUUUGAACGAGAGUGUGAAUCUGGUCGCCGUAAA
Messenger RNA from Ectocarpus siliculosus, 2848 nucleotides. The record is from the annotation of a GenBank genome assembly. NCBI's taxonomy places the organism in Eukaryota, Phaeophyceae, Ectocarpales, Ectocarpaceae.